This is a messenger RNA of Chroicocephalus ridibundus (black-headed gull), 1767 nucleotides long. RefSeq names its product adaptor related protein complex 3 subunit sigma 2 (gene AP3S2). Gene Ontology annotation, biological process: Golgi to vacuole transport; intracellular protein transport. Gene Ontology annotation, cellular component: membrane coat; AP-3 adaptor complex; intracellular membrane-bounded organelle. The record is from RefSeq and is a predicted model, not a curated record. The transcript has 6 exons. Bases 519 to 1100 code for a protein of 193 amino acids. Lineage: Eukaryota; Metazoa; Chordata; Aves; Charadriiformes; Laridae.
GGUGCGCCCCCUGGUGGCGCGGGCGGGGAGCGGACGCCGGGGCCGGGGCCGAGGCCGGGACCGGGACCGGGACCGGAACCGGGUCAGCCCGGCUCUAGACCCGCCCAUGCCCUGCCGCAUCGCAGCCCGCGGGGAACGUCUGACCCUUCCCGCUCCGCCCCAGUGUCUAUCACUCUCCCGGAGGGGGCCGAGUCAGCCCCCGGUCCAGUAGCCCGGUCCCGGGGAGCCCCCGGCCUUGGCAGCGGGAGAGCGGCUGCGCCCCCGGCUGGUCCCUGCCGGAGAGGGGGCUCUGAGCGUCCCCCCUGAGUCCGGUCGCCGAGGCCCGUCCCCGGGCGCUGCCGGGGCGCACGGUCCCCGCGGGGCCGCCCGGGCUCAGCCCACCGGGGCCCGGGCCGGAGCGCCGCCCCGCCGCCGCCGCCGCCGCUUCCGGGGCGGGUGAGGGGUUUCCUGCGGGGAGGUUGCGGCCGCGGCGGCCCUGGUGCUGCUCCCGGCCCGGCCCGGCCCGUCCAGCCGCCGGGAUGAUCAACGCCAUCUUGGUGUUCAACAACCACGGCAAGCCGCGGCUCGUCCGCUUCUACCAGCACCUGGCAGAGGAGGUCCAGCAGCAGAUAAUCCGGGAGACUUUCCACCUGGUGCUGAAGCGGGAUGACCACAUCUGCAAUUUCCUGGAGUGCGGCAGCCUGUUUGGCGGCUCGGACUACAAGCUGAUCUACCGCCACUACGCCACGCUGUACUUCGUCUUCUGCGUGGACUCCUCGGAGAGCGAGCUGGGCAUCCUGGACCUCAUCCAGGUGUUUGUGGAGACGCUGGACAAGUGCUUUGAGAAUGUCUGCGAGCUGGACCUCAUCUUCCACAUGGACAAGGUUCACCACAUCCUGCAGGAGGUGGUGAUCGGCGGCAUGGUGCUGGAGACCAACAUGAACGAGAUCGUGGCGCAGGUGGAGGCCCAGAGCAAGCUGGAGAAGGCGGAGGGAGGCCUCUCGGCCGCUCCUUCCCGCGCAGUCUCGGCUGUGAAGAACAUCAACCUACCAGAGAUCCCUCGCAACAUCAACAUCGGAGACAUCAACAUCAAAGUGCCCAACCUGUCACAGUUCAUGUGAGCGUCCCGCGGCGGGGAGGGCUGCCCGGGCACGGGCUGUGGCCUGGGCUGGCUGGGGAGAGGAGCUGGGCUCUGCUGGGCUCCCCCUGCCCGCUCUGGGUCUCUGCCCCCGCGGCACACGGAGAGCCCGGCGUGCUGCUGGGGUGCCGGGCUGGCUGGCAGAGGGUAGGGAGCGGUGAUGGGGCUCAGCGGGAGCUGAGGUGGUGGUGCUGCCUGUCUGUCCGUCACCUUGGACCUGGGCUCGGCUCCGCUCUCUGGUUUCCCAACAAGGGUGGCCUUUCUUCCCCUCCCUCCUCCCUCCCUGUGGAUGCCCAGCAUCUCCCCUCACAGGGGAAGAGCCAGUUCCUGCCUCUCCCAGCACGUCUUGGGAUUCCUGGUUGUAAAAAUGCACCUGUAGCUGAUGGUUCCUGCAGGAGCCACAGGUUGUCAUCUCCUCCAUCCUCCCCGGGACGGACUGUCCCCUGCCCCGCAUCCCUGCGCCCGCCCUGGUCCUGCUCGUGGGGUCUGGCUGGGGGUGGAACCGGCCUGGUCAGGGCUGCUCAUGGGGCAGCUGCGAGGGCUGGAGCUGGGGCCAGCGCGGGUGGAACCUGCUGGAGCGGGGGGUGCUGGCAGCGAGGGGGGGCCGCCUGCUGGGCUGGCAGGGCUGGGGCCAGGCUGGGGCCUGCUGG